AUGUCAGCCUCCAGAGAUGUCAAACAGAGCCUGGGCCUGAAAAAUGUCCGAUGGAAAAGAGUCAGCACCAAAGACAAGCUGGAUGUGUCCGCUCCAAGAGAAAGAGAGCCAGCUGGUGUCAUCCGGGGGCCCUGCCCCACAUACCUCCCAACAGUCUGUGCUGGUAGCAAGAAGGAGGCUGGAGGCUGGAGAGACUGGCAUUACCACCAGGGAGAGAUCAGCUUUAUCGGGUCUGGGAAGAAACAUGCAAAGUUCCUAAGAGUGCCCAGCAUGCUGCCCCCCAGCAUCCUCUUCGAGUUCAUGGUCAGCGAGUGGCACCUGCCCACGCCCAACCUCGUCAUCUCGCUGGUGAGCGAGGAGCAGAACUUUCCCAUGAAGCCGUGGCUCCGGGACAUCUUGCGGAAGGGGCUGGUGAAGGCCAUGCAGAGCACAGGAGCAUGGAUAUUCACUGGUGCCCUGCGGGUGGGCCUGGCCAGACAUGUCGGGCAGGCAGUUCGAGACCAUUCCCUGGCCAGCACAUCCACCAAAGUAAGGGUGAUCACCAUUGGGAUCGCAUCACUGCCCAGGGUCCUGCACAAGGAGGUUUUGGACAGCUCUCAGAACGAGAACCCAAUCCUCUAUAAGUCAGAUGACUGCGGCCAAGGUGCCCUCUACUCCCUGGACAGCAACCACUCCCACUUCAUCCUGGUGGACCCGCUGCUGGACAGAGCCCCAGCCCCUGGGCAUGGCGACCCGAGCAUCAGGCUCAGGCUCCUGCUGGAGAAGCACAUCUCUGAGCAGCGGACGGGCUAUGGUGGUAAAGGUAGCAUUGAGAUCCCCGUACUUUGUUUACUGGUCAAUGGGGGCCCUGGAACCCUUGAGCGGAUUUUCCAGGCAGUGGAGAACUCUGCCCCUUGGCUGAUCCUGGCGGGAUCUGGCGGCAUGGCAGACAUCAUCGCUGCCCUGAUGAACCAGCCCCACCUCAUCGUGCCCCAAGUGAUGGAGAAACAUUUUAAGGAAAAAUUCCCCACUGAGAACUUCUCCUGGGAGGACGUUCUCCACUGGACAGAGCUGCUCCAGGCGAUCACUGCCCAGCAGCACCUCCUCACCAUCCAUGACUUCGAGCAGGAAGGUUCUGAGGAGCUGGACACAGUCAUCUUGAAGGCACUAGUGAAGGCCUGUAAGAGCCACAGUCAGGAGGCCCAGGAGUACCUGGACGAGCUGAAGCUGGCCGUGGCCUGGAACCGCAUCGACAUUGCCAAGAGCGAAAUAUUCAGCGGAGAUGUGGAGUGGAAGUCUGGUGACCUGGAGGAGGUGAUGAUGGACGCUCUGGUGAACGACAAGCCGGAGUUCGUGCGGCUCUUCGUGGACAACGGCGCCAGCAUGCACGACUUUCUGACAUACGGGCGGCUGCAGGAGCUGUAUCGGGCCAUCCCCCAGAAGAGCCUGCUCUUCCACCUGCUCCUCAGGAAGCAUGAGGAGAGCAGACUCACACUGGCGGGACUGGGGUACGGGCAGCCGGGCAAGGAGCCGCCAGGGGGAGGGCCCUCGUUCUCCCUCCAUGAUGUGGCCCGGGUGCUCAAGGACUUUCUCCAUGAUGCCUGCCGGGGCUUCUACCAGGACAGCAAGCUGGCUGGCCGGAGGAGGGCAGACAAAGUCACUGCCAAGCGCCUCGGUGGGCCAAAGUGGGCUCUGGACCUGACCCAGAGGAGCACAGCGCCCUGGAGGGACUUGUUCUUGUGGGCUGUACUCCAGAAUCGGCAUGAGAUGGCCAACUACUUCUGGGCCAUGGGGCAGGAGGGUGUGGCUGCUGCCUUGGCUGCUUGCAAGAUCCUCAAAGAAAUGUCCCACCUGGAGACUGAGGCAGAGGUGGCCCGAAGCAUGAAGGAAGCCAAUUAUGAGCAUCUGGCUUUGGCCCCCGAGAACAAGAGCUCUGAAACCCCUGGAUCUUCCAAGGAUGUAGAUGACCCGUGCCCAGCUCCAGAUUGUGCUGCACAACACCUGCGUCUCCAGAACACCAGCCCAGGAGAGGGAGCACCCCCUGGGAGGGUGGGGGAGGAACCUGCCCACCUGGCCAUGGGCUUCAGGCAGAUCCACCUGGUGCUCACAGCAUUGUGGGAGGGCAGCGGGCAGACUCCGAAGCCCUGUCCCUCACGUGUCCGGCCAGAGCUCUUCAGCGAGUGCUACAACAACAGUGAGGACCGGGCUUUUGCCCUGCUCGUGAGAAAGAACCAGGACUGGAGUAAGACCACUUGUCUGCACUUGGCCACUGAAGCCGACACCAAGGCCUUCUUUGCCCACGAUGGGGUCCAGGCCUUUUUGACCAAAAUCUGGUGGGGAGACAUGGCCACUGGCACCCCGAUCCUGAGGCUGAUCUGCGCCUUCUGCUGCCCUGUCCUCAUCUACACCAACCUGAUCACCUUCAGUGAGGAGCUUCCUCUGAGGAGUGACCUGGAGACCUUCAGAGAGCUGGACAGCCUGGACACAGAGAGGAUGCUACUUUUCCCCUCCCCCAGCAUCAGGAGGGAGGAAGCGUCUGAGGGGAGGAGGCCCCGGACCUGGGCCGUGGCCAGCCCCUUCCUGCUCUCCCGAUGGAAGAAGUUCUGGGGGGCCCCCGUGACCGUGUUUCUGGGGAACACCGUUAUGUACUUUGCCUUUCUCUUCCUGUUCACCUACGUGCUCCUGGUGGACUUCCCGCCCCCUCCGGCCGGCCCGGGGGGGCCUGAGCUGAUCCUCUACUUCUGGGUGCUCACCUUGGUGCUGGAGGAGGUUCGGCAGGGUUUCUUCACUGAUGAAGACACAAAUCUCCUGAAGAAAUUCAAGGUCUACGUGGAGGACAACUGGAAUAAGUGUGACAUGGUGGCCAUCUUCCUCUUCAUUGUUGGCGUCACCUGCAGGGUGCUGAGCUCCACGUUCGAGGCCGGCCGGACCGUGCUGGCCGUGGACUUCAUGGUGUUCACCCUGAGGCUCAUCCAUAUCUUUGCCAUCCACAAGCAGCUGGGACCCAAGAUCAUCAUUGUGGAGAGGAUGAUGAAGGACGUCUUCUUCUUUCUCUUUUUCCUGACCGUGUGGCUCACUGCCUAUGGGGUCACAACGCAAGCCCUGCUCCACCCCAGAGACAGCCGUGUGGAGUGGAUCUUCCGGAGGGUCCUCUACAGGCCCUACCUGCAAAUCUUCGGGCAGAUCCCCCUGGACGAGAUUGAUGAGGCCCGGGUGAACUGCUCGGCCCACCCCCUUCUGCUAGAGAACUCCCCGUCAUGCCCCAACCUCUACGCUAACUGGCUGGUCAUCCUGCUCUUGGUUACCUUUCUGCUGGUCACCAAUGUGCUCCUCAUGAACCUGCUGAUCGCUAUGUUCAGCUACACCUUCCAAGUGGUCCAGGGCAACGCAGAUAUCUUCUGGAAAUUCCAACGCUACAACCUCAUUGUGGAGUACCAUGAGCGCCCCGCCCUGGCUCCGCCCUUCAUCCUACUCAGCCAUCUCAGCCUCAUCCUCAAAAAGGCUUUUAAACAGGAAGAGCAUAAGAAGGAACAUCUGGAGAGGGACUUGCCUGACACCUUGGACCAGAAAAUUGUCACCUGGGAAACAGUUCAGAAGGAGAACUUUCUGGCCAAUCUGGAGAAAAGGAGGAAAGAAAGUACCAAGGAAACAUUAAAAAAAACAUUGCACAGGGUGGAUUUCAUCUGUCAGCACAUGGCAGGCCUGAGGGAACAAGAGAAACGCGUCCGGGCUCUGGAGUCACAAAUUGAUUACUGCACAGUUGUCCUGUCCACUCUGGCGGACACGCUGACCCAGGCCGGCUCCAUGGAGUGUCAGCCGCCACCAAACUAUGCAAGUAAGGCUGAGGAGGUAACUGCGUUGGAGGCGGAGGGCGAAUUCCUGUCCAGAAAGAGGCUCCCAGCCCUUGACGUUCCUGCGACAGCGGCUGCCACAUUUUCUGGGUCUGAGGAUGGCCAUUUCUCCAGCCGUCUAGGUCUUCGCUUCCUGUUGGCUGAGAUGUUUUCACCGGGGUGUAGCCACUGUGCACACGAUAGCUUCUUGGAGCCACAGAGGGCUCUGGAGGAGACGGUGAAGUCGGCGACCUUGCAAUAG
This is a messenger RNA of Dromiciops gliroides (monito del monte), 4071 nucleotides long. RefSeq names its product transient receptor potential cation channel subfamily M member 5 (gene TRPM5). The record is from RefSeq and is a predicted model, not a curated record. Gene Ontology annotation, biological process: calcium ion transmembrane transport. Lineage: Eukaryota; Metazoa; Chordata; Mammalia; Microbiotheria; Microbiotheriidae. The transcript has 30 exons. Gene Ontology annotation, cellular component: membrane. Gene Ontology annotation, molecular function: ligand-gated calcium channel activity; calcium-activated cation channel activity. Bases 1 to 4071 code for a protein of 1356 amino acids.